GUGGCACUCGGGCUCCGUCGUCAGGCUUGCAGUUUGGCUUUGGAUGCCACUCUUCUAACGAUUUCUUAGGUUUUGGCCCUCCCUGCUGUCUGUUCUCCCGUCUCACGGAUUUUAAUUUGUGGUUUGCUGUUCUUUUGAAUCUAGCAAAUUUAGGGUCGUCUGAAAGAAUCGUCUCUGCUUUCCUUACCCUGCCAUAGUUUAAAAAUUUAGUUAUUCAGCUGAGUUGGUGGUCUCAUCAGGAACCCAGCAGUCAAAACAAAGCACUGAAUUGAAUCCUGCUGGUUGCUGGAAUUUAGCAGUCGUGGAAGCCAGCUGGUGGCAGCAGAAGAGACCUGACAGAGGAUACACAAAAUGGCAGCAAAGAAUGCUUCAUUCUAAAAGAUCACGAUUUACAGGAUUUAUGGAGCCCAUACUACCUGAGAAGUAAAUCACAAGCAGGUUUACAGGAACACCAGCAUGAGCUUUUAUUGUAACAGGGCCUGUGCUGCAGCACAGCGGGUGCAGAGUCUUCAGCCUUCUGGCAUAGACCCUUUGGACUUCCAUCGCAGACCCUUUGGCCUCCUGAUACAGACUUGCAUGGGAUACUACAGUGAGCUCCAAGCCUUCAACUGGAUCCCUUGGAUCUCCAGCAUUAUUCUUGAGUCAUCAGGUAGAAGCUGGACUGUGAGGUUGACCAUUUGGAAAGACAUUGUACUGGCAAACAGUUUAGAGGUUGGCCCUAUUCAAUAUCAGAAGAUAGAAGUCUAUGUUGGACUACGUGUAGAUUUGGAUGAAGUGAAAGGGCAACAGUACAGAAGAUGAAGAGAAGAAAUAACAGAGGAGGAAGAAGAAGGAAAGUUGAGAAAGAAGUCUAAUAACAGACAGGAAAAACUGGGAGGCAAGUCUUUAUGCCAACAAAAGAAAGAAGAUUCAGGAGACAAGUGACCUGGAGAACAUUUGAAUAACUAUCAGAAUUUCAGCUCUUUUUCACACCACUGAGGAGAAAAGCUUUAAUGAACAUUGUAGGAGAGCCUCCACCAAACUAUGUCAAAACAAGCCAAUUACUUCCAUUUGGAAUGCACUCAGCUGCAAGGAGCACAAACCUGGCUUUAGAGAUGCACAGAAAUGAAGAGUCUUUCCUUCACAUAACAAGAAGACUUCUGGGAAAUGGUUGCUGCUCAGAGUUCAAUGGCUGGCCCAUUCUCUCAGGGAUUUGGACCCCUGAGCCAGGAGCAGUUCUCAGUACCGGGAGAGACACAGAGCACUUGAGCUAUUUCAGCCACAUGAAAAGCAUCGGAAUUGAGAUCACAGCUCAGAGGACACCCGGCGUCCCUUCCACCUUCCAAGGAGCUUUGUACUCUUGCACCUGGCUGCCUGGGACUUUCCUUAGGCAGUAAACAAAUACAGAAAGCAGGGAUAAGACUGCUUGAAUAUGUCAAAACAGCCAGUUUCCAAUGUCAGAGCCAUCCAGGCAAAUAUAAAUAUUCCAAUGGGAGCCUUUCGGCCAGGAGCUGGGCAACCCCCCAGAAGAAAAGAAUGCACUCCUGAAACAGAAGAGGGAGCUCCUCCUACUUCAGAUGAGGAGAAGAAGCCAAUUCCAGGAGCAAAGAAGCUUCCAGGACCUGCAGUUAACCUUUCAGAGAUCCAGAAUAUUAAAAGUGAACUGAAAUACGUCCCCAAAGCUGAACAGUAGUUGGAAAAAUAGAAAGCAGAAAAUGGCAUGUUCCUCAUUGGGUAGUUGUGAAGGAUGCUGGAGAUGCUUCCACAAAGUACAUCUCUGUACAUCACUCGGGAUAGACUAUAACUCAGCGAAUGGGAACUGGUCCUCCGUAUAAUCUUUUUCUGACCUGGCCUCCUUCAUACCACAUGU
Messenger RNA from Fukomys damarensis (Damara mole-rat), 1849 nucleotides. It is a transcript of the gene Smpx, whose product is annotated as small muscle protein X-linked. The record is from RefSeq and is a predicted model, not a curated record. The coding region runs from base 1412 to 1672 and encodes 86 amino acids. The transcript is spliced from 14 exons. Gene Ontology annotation, cellular component: M band; muscle tendon junction; costamere. NCBI's taxonomy places the organism in Eukaryota, Metazoa, Chordata, Mammalia, Rodentia, Bathyergidae.